Molecule: messenger RNA, 1484 nt
Organism: Brassica rapa (field mustard)
Lineage: Eukaryota; Viridiplantae; Streptophyta; Magnoliopsida; Brassicales; Brassicaceae
Product: heavy metal-associated isoprenylated plant protein 43
Molecular function (GO): metal ion binding
Source: RefSeq, a predicted model, not a curated record
CGGGUUUUUCGGAUCGGGUUCGGGUGCCACUUCGGAUUUCGGGUAAAAUGCCCACCCCUAGAAGGGACAAUGAUUUUGGUUGCUUAUCGGUUAUAAAACUCAAGAGGUUUGUUUGGUUCAAUCAAAUCCAAACUGGUCCUUCUGUUUUGAUAACCAAACCAGAAGGCAUUGUUCUAUUUCUACCCAAACAAAUUAAAUCAGAGCUUUAAACUGGCUAGAGGUGAACAAAAUCGAAUUUAUCUACCCAUGCAUUUGCAUGAUCAUAAGAUAUCUAAUAUUAAACAUAUUUGGGGGGUCAAGUAAGUACAAAUUAUAAUAGAAUAUGGAACAAAAUAUAUUCAUAAAUGUUUGUAUAAUGAAACAAAUUCUUUCCUCAAUAAUGUAGCAAGUAGAGUCCAUAUAUAAAAUGAUGAUUGAAUACCAACUAAGCAAAUAUAUUUAUAAACAUGCAUCCAAGCACGUAGAUAUUGCAAUCUCUUUGAUUAUUUAAUACUGAUUAAAGACAACCUCAACUGCUUCAACUCUAUUACAAUCUAUCAUCUCUUGUCUUCACAUGUUUCCCAUAACUUUUUCUCUUCUUUCUCCAUCCUCAAAGAUUCCACUAAUCCAUUUUUCAUUCUUGUCUAAUCCAUUAUGACUGUGAAGAAAGUUGAGAUCAAGGUGGAUAUAAACUGUGGGAAAUGCAAUAGCGCAAUCUUGGAAGCAGUCACAGUGAUUGAAGGUGUGAAUCAUAUAUCAUUAGAUGAGGAGAAAAACAUACUUACCGUAGUGGGAACAAUGGAUCCGGUCUGCGUUGCUUCACGACUCAAGAAAAUUAAACAGAAGCCUGUGAUCAUCAGCGUUGGACCACCACCAAAACCUCCAGAACCGCCAAAGCCUCCAGAGCCACCAAAGCCUCCAGCAGAGCCUGAGCCACCAAAGCCUCCUUCACCACCACCACCACCUGAAAAACCAAAGCCUGUAUGCAACUGCAAGCCUAUGUAUUCUAAUCCUUACUGCGCAAGUUGUGAUGUUGUGUCUGUUACUACCUAUGAAAGUGGAAGCGGCUGCACCAUUGUUUGAGUCUUGUAUAUCUUACCUUAAUUGCUGCUACUUUUUAUCAUAACCUUCAUGUCAAGUCCCGAACCUUAUAUUAGUAAUACUUUUUUUUUAUAAUGCUAUGUUUUUUUAUAAGAUAUGUAUCUUUAUUGUUGUUUCUCUUUCACUUGUUUUAAUUAGUAGCUCCUUUGAUGCAUAGUCUCAUAAACUCCAAAUCUCAUUGGAGAAAUGUAUGAUUGAUUGUGCUGCUCUGGAAAUCCAUAAUAAAACCCAAAACAAAGUUUUACCCAUAAGAGUUUAAAUGCAAUCAUAGAGAAAUGAUUCCUCUUUUUUUUUUUCCAUUGCAAGUAGUUGAUAGAUAUAUAAUAUUGGUAUUGUCAAUAUUAGUCCCACAAAAAAUUUCACAAAUUUCCAACAAAUGCAGAUAAUGGAUAAGAAUAACAAUA